AGAGAGCAAAGGGGGAGAGUUAACGGAGGAGGAUGAUGAUGCUGAUGAAGAGUGGUGGUGGCACCGCCAUGGCCGUCCCUUUCAGGCCGCCAGUGUUCUCCGCCAUGGCUUCCAAUAUCAACUCAGAAAAUCUACGUGUCCAACUGGGUCAGCUUCAUUCUGAGGCUGAGACCACCAAAGACAAAGCUAAUAAUGCAAGGUUGAGGCUUCUGCGGCUGUCCGAGGCGGCUGAGAAGCUUAGACGGCAAGCAGCGAUCAAUGUCCGGACCGGGAGGGAAGACGAAGCUAGGGAAAUGCUCUUUCAGAAGAAGAAAGUCAUGCAGGCAUUGGAGAAGUCAAAGAAACGCAUUGAAAUGCUUGAUGAGCUUUCGGCGAAGCUUAAUGAGGCAAUUACUGUAAAAGAGAGGCAGCUAAUUGGAAAUGUUGCUUUGGAUCUUGAAGUUGUCAGACAAGAUGCUUACAGUCCAGUUCGAAUUGUAUCCCCAACACCUGAAGAGGCACAAGAAUUGGAUGAGGUCAAAGAACUUGGCCUCAAGGGCCCAGAACUUACUGAUGACCAAGGGAACUUGCUCCCUACGGAGAAUCAAGCAAGCUUACCAGUUGAGCCAAUAGGAGAUGAGGUUCCAAAACCUUUAAAAAGUGGAGUGUUGAAUGAAGAUGACAACAUUAGUAGUUUGCAGGGAAUAACCUCUUUUGAGAAUUUCUUGGAGCAUCUGGAUAAUAAACUUAAUAAAAUUGAAGCAGAACUCAGCACUGUAUUAAGGUUCUCAACCCUGGUGGUAGACAACCACGAGAAGGCAAAAAAUUUCAAGGUGCAACAGAUAAUGGAACUUAUUGAGAGUGUAGGUGGCAUUAGACAGAGAAUUUCAAGUAUCAAGCAGGCAAAUGUCGAGGUCAUAUAAAGUUUCAGACUUUCAGGUCAUUCAUUCUCAAUCAUCUGGUAAGAAUUGUGUUUUCAUAAGAGUUGUGGAAACGGGUACUAAUGAAUAGAUAUGUCGCACCUGCAUAGUUCAAAUAGUACAUGAUUUUUCAGUCCCUAGUGUUUGGAUCAUACUUCUUAGAACCCUAUUGAAAGUUACUGCAUGAAAACUUGUGAGGAAAGUGUCUGUAUGCCAUCUGCUUCUAUGCUCCAUAUGCCUCCAUUUCAGCGUUGGGUACUGCAGGCUGAGGAUGUGCAAUUGCCCUCCUAUAUUGCUGAAAUUUUUAGGCCUUCACAAGCUCUAAAUCUUAAACUGAUAACUGAUGGUAUGAUUGUGAAAUUCUUUUUAGCUUAUUGGCUUCUCCAAAUAUUAGAUAGGAAAAUCUCAGAUAUGGCAGGUUUAAAAACAAAUCUAGUAUCAACAACCCACCUAAGCACCUCAUUUCUUUUUGCAUUCAUAUUAUUUAAGGGAAACAUCUGAAGGUUUGGCCCUACUAAUGAAAGCAACAAGAUUUUAUUUCUGAGGCCACUUAUGCUUGUAAAUCUAUAAUAUUUCUUUAUUGUUCAAGUCUGUGCUCUUGAAUUCGCAGACUUCCUGAAUUAAUGAUAUGUAUUGAAUAUAGGCAGUAAACAUGUUGCUAUAGUAAAUAAAAGUCAU
Molecule: messenger RNA, 1577 nt
Organism: Argentina anserina (silverweed cinquefoil)
Lineage: Eukaryota; Viridiplantae; Streptophyta; Magnoliopsida; Rosales; Rosaceae
Exons: 4
Coding region: 33-902 (289 amino acids)
Source: RefSeq, a predicted model, not a curated record